Molecule: messenger RNA, 2664 nt
Organism: Clarias gariepinus (North African catfish)
Lineage: Eukaryota; Metazoa; Chordata; Actinopteri; Siluriformes; Clariidae
Product: disintegrin and metalloproteinase domain-containing protein 9-like
Exons: 21
Coding region: 10-2460 (816 amino acids)
Biological process (GO): proteolysis
Cellular component (GO): plasma membrane
Molecular function (GO): metalloendopeptidase activity
Source: RefSeq, a predicted model, not a curated record
CGCUGAGGAAUGGGGCGAGAAGUGUUCGGGAGAAGACAGAGCAUGGGACACUUUGCUACAGUUCUCAGUUCCACAGUUCUUCUGCUCAUGUUAAUCCACACAGAUGGAGCCGUGAGCCAAGACCUGUUCCCUGACCAAACAUCACACCUGAAGAAUUACCAGAUCAUCGUACCUCAGCUUGUGCUCAAGCGGUGGGAGAGACAUGUCGACCGAUCACACACACAGAGAUCGGAUCCGGAUGGUCUGACCUACUCGAUUGAGAUAAAUAACACCGUCCAUCUCCUACAUUUAACCCAGAACAGAGACUAUUUAUCUCCAGAUUUCACAGUGGUCUCUCAUGACGUGCAUCAGGACUCAGUGAAAACACACAGAGUGGAGCCUGUGUUGUGUCAUUACCACGGGCGAGUGUCGGGUUAUGAGGAGUCUCUGGUAGCGCUCAGCACCUGUACUGGACUCAGGGGCGUCAUUUUCCUGGGACUCGAAAGUUACGCCCUGGAACCUGCUCGAAACGCUUCAAACAACGAGCACAUCCUGUUUCCCCUGAAGGACAACCCCUCAGAGCCGUUCGUGUGUGGGGUGGACAGCGGAUGUGAUCAGGGCGACUGUGGCCACACCUUGUUAAUGGACACGUUGUUACGGAAAAAGCGCUCCCUGCCUCAGACACGAUAUGUGGAGCUGGUGUUAGUGGUGGACAAUCAGAGAUUUAUCAUGAUGAAGGCCAACCGCACGGCCGUGACGGACGAAAUGAUACAGCUUGCUAAUUACCUGGACACGUACUACAAGGAGCUGAACAUCCGCAUCGUCCUGGUGGGCAUAGAGAUUUUCGAGACAGGAAACCCUUUCGACGUGAACGGAGACCCAAAAGAUGUUCUAGCAAAUUUUGUCAAAUGGAGGAGUGAUAGUCAGACACCACGCAUCAGAGGCGACAUGAGCCAGCUUGUCGUGGGGCUACCAGGAGCUUUCAGCGGAGGGAUUUUGGGCAUGGCGUACGUCGGGACGGUUUGCUCAGCGAGCGCUGGCGGUGGGAUCAGCGUGUAUCCCAUCAGUUUUGACCUGCAGUAUUACUCCACGGUGUUGGCGCAUGAGAUGGGACACAAUCUUGGCAUGACCCACGAUGACGGACGCCAGCAGUGUGAUGAAAGCAAAUUCAUCAUGCACUCUCAGGCCACUCGGUUGAUGUCGUUCAGCACGUGCAGUGAUCAGGAUUUCCAGCAGCUGUCCCUAAUUAAGGGAGAUUUGUGUCUGCUGAACGUGCCGACGAAAGUCAUCGCAAAGGCUCAGUGCGGUAACGAAAUCCUGGAGGCGGGUGAACAAUGUGACUGCGGAACGCCCCAGAACUGCAAAAACAAAUGCUGUAACGCAACUACAUGCACCUUAACAAAGGGCUCAGCCUGUGCUACUGGUCUCUGCUGUCAAGACUGUCAGUUCAUGGUGUCCGGUGCGGUCUGCAGAUCCUCCGUGAACGAGUGUGACCUGCCCGAGUUCUGUAACGGGAGCUCACCUUUCUGCCCGGGAGACUUCUACCUGAUGGACGGCCUUACCUGCAGCGCCGGCGCCGCCUACUGCUACGAAGGCCGGUGCCAGACGCUGGACUACCAGUGCCAGCAGCUCUUCGGCAAAAGUGCAGUAAAAGCCAAUGAUCUGUGCUUCAGGCACGUGAACACACAGGGCAACUCGUUUGGAAACUGCGGCUACUCCGGAAACAGACUCAUCCCCUGUUCUUUAGAUAACUCCAUGUGUGGGAAGAUUCAGUGUGUAGGUUUCGACUUUAACUACCUCCCACACGGGACAUCCAUCAGCAUCCAGGACCUACAGCCGGGGACCAAGUGCAUGAACGCAGACUUCAACCUGGGAAGCGACGUCCUCGACCCGGGAUACGUCAACACGGGGACCGUGUGCGCUCCAGGCAAAGCGUGUAUGAACUUCCAGUGUGUGAAUUCAUUAGAGUUGACAAAAAAACAGACGUGUGACGCUACAACUGACUGCAACGGCAACGGGGUAUGUAAUGAUUUGGGUCACUGUCACUGCAACGACGGCUGGGCUCCGCCUUCCUGCAACACACGUGGCAGAGGAGGCAGUGUGGACAGCGGACCUGCUCAACUAGAUUACUCGCUGAGGAACGGCCUGCUCGUCUUCUUCCUGCUGGUGCUCUCCCUUCUGGUGCUGUUGAUCUUCCUGUACAGGUGUUUGAGGCGCUCCAACCGCCGCAGGACAAACGAAGCGAGCACUUGGAGCAACAUCCAGCAGAGCAGAAACUUUCAAAGGCUAGCAUGUCCUCCACCACUGAUGCACCUCCCUCCUACAACUCCACAGCACAGUGACUCAGUGUCAGUUCUUCUCUCCUUUGUGUGUUCCAGUAACACAUACAGUAACUUACAGCCUGCAGUUUGGACUUCUCAACUUCCCAGAAACGGGCCUGGAGCUCCGAGACCCAUUCCUCCCAGGAACGUCAUCAGCUGAGCGAAUUCAGGGGGAAAAGAGGUGUUUGUGGAAAUGCACAAAGAAAUAUGAAGUUAUUAUACGUCUGAUGAUAAAGAAAUGAUCUGCUGGUCUGAUUAUGAGAGUCUUAUUCAGUCAAUGACUAUAACAAUUAAAUCUGUUUUAAUUUAAGGAUAUAAUUAAAUGGUGUUUAAGGUUUGCCUGUUUAAUGAAGGUUGUCGUAUC